AUGGAUGAAUCCAUCAUUGAUGUCGCCGACUUCAGGUCCAGUCGCGUCGGCUGGGACCGCCUGGAGUCGCGCGUGUUACAGAGCAAUCCCAGGGGCUCCGGUCCCUAUGGCCCGCUAACCGUCAGCCAUGCGGGCCGGCACCGCCAACGACUGCCGAGCCUUGCUUCGAUUGGUGGCCCCAAGAUUUCUGUGGGGUCGAAUCUCGAAUCCGCGCCGGACAAGGUCCUGUCCAGUCCCAGACUCACUCCUGAUACUUCGUCUACGAGGAUUAUCUAUCCAUCUGCUGUCGCUUCAACCGUUGACUACAACCUGUCCUGCCCGUCUUCGAUAGCCAGACGUCCCUUGACUCUGUGCAAAGCCUGUCGACAACUGUUCUCGCCUCUACCUCAGCAGUCGCCACCCGACACUCACUUGCUUCUCACUUCAUAUCUCACGUCCGCAAGCACAGAGAGAUCAGACAUCAACAGCGCCUCGCCACACCAUCGCGAUGGCACAUGGUGUGCCAUCGCAUCUCAGCAGGCAGCUCCUGCGAGCAGCAGCACGACAGACCACCUCAACCUGGUCGUGCACUGCGCGCUGCUCUCCUACACGCCAACGUCAGCGUCAAGCAGCAUCAGCCUCAGCCUCAGCCUCAGCAUCUUCAGUGCGCUGCUUCGUGACGACUCCAGCAGCUCACUCGAAACCUCCCACAGACUCUUCGCAGACGCCGUCAAGCGCACAGCGCUGCUCGCGGCUAGCAGCGGCGUUCUCGCCUUGGCGCUGGCCUUUGUCGAGCCUGUGCCCUCGCAGCAAGACACGGGGCCUCACAAACAAGCGUCAGUCAAGGAACCCCAAGAGCCGUCGCAAACGCCUGCAGAACCAGAGGACCAGGCGAAUACCGACACGGGGCUGCCAUUCUUCCGACUCGCAGAGGUCAAGGAGCACGGUCCCAAGUCGGAGCGCCCAUGGGUCACCUACAAGGGCAAAAUCUACGACAUCACCGACUGGGUCCCGGCGCAUCCUGGAGGCGAGGUCAUCCUACGCGCUGCUGGGUCAGACAUCGAGCCAUACUGGAACAUUUUUGCCAUCCACAAGUCCCAGUACGUCCUCGACAUCCUGGAAUCCUACUGCAUCGGCCACGUCCACCCAGACGACCUCGCCAACGGCCAGGCCAGCGUGGAGGACCCGUUCCUGACAGACCCCGAACGCGACGCCCGUCUGCGCUUCCUCACACAGAAACCCUGCAACGCAGAGACGCCCGCCGACGAGCUGGCCGACUCCUUCUUCACGCCCAACGACACCUUCUACGUGCGCAACCACAUGUGGGUGCCCGUCAUCGACAACGCCCCCGACUAUGAAAUCUCCGUCGAGCUGCCCGACGGCGAGGUCAAGAGGUACACCAUUGCCGAGCUGCAGACCCGCUUCAAGCAGCACGCCGUGACCGCCGUGCUGCAGUGCUCCGGCAACCGGCGGCGUGACAUGACCGAGCACGCCAAGAAGACCAACGGUCUGCAGUGGUCCGUCGGCGCCAUCUCCUGCGCCAAGUGGGAGGGCGUGCUGCUCCGGGACGUGCUGCGCGACGCGGGUGUGUCCUUUGAGCCCGACCCGGACAUUCAGCACGUCCAGUUCUCCGGCGAUGAGGCCUACGGCGCCAGCAUCCCCAUCGAGUCCGCCAUAGACCCCCGCGGCGAUGUCCUUCUCGCCUUCCGGAUGAACGACCAGCCACUGCCCCGCGACCACGGCUUCCCCGUCCGCGUCAUCGUCCCCGGCCACGUCGCCGCCCGCUGCGUCAAGUGGCUCAAGAAGAUUGUCAUUAGCGACGAGGAGUCCCAGACGAGCUGGCAGCGCCGCGACUACAAAUGCUUCGGCCCCAACGAGACCAAGCAGGACUGGGACAAGUACAAGUCCAUCCAGAAGAUGCCCAUCACCAGCGCCAUUACGCGCACCAAGAUGCGCCAGCCCGAGGAGGGCGAACCCAUGGUCUCCCUCGAGGGAUACGCCUACUCGGGCGGCGGCCGCGAGAUCCAGCGUGUCGACGUCAGCCUCGACGGCGGCCACACCUGGGACCAGGCCCGCCUGCUGCAGGACGACAUGAAGCUCGAGCACGGCCACCAGGCGUGGUGCUGGAAGCGCUGGCGCUACGAGGGCCACCUGCCCGCCGAGGACGGGGUGGCCGACGCUGAGAGCAACAACAACAACCACCACCACCACAACAAGGAGCGCAAGGCCACUUUUGUGGUCAAGGCCACGGAUGAUGCGUACAACACCCAGCCCCAGACGUACGAGAGCAUCUACAACCUCCGCGGCAACCUCGCCACGGCCUGGCACAGGGUCGACUACGAGGUCAAGGACGAGGGGAAGCACAGCAAGGCCGUGAUGAAGGCCGAGACUACAUGA
Emericellopsis cladophorae is the source of this 2376-nucleotide messenger RNA. RefSeq lists its product as uncharacterized. Gene Ontology annotation, molecular function: molybdenum ion binding; oxidoreductase activity. The record is from RefSeq and is a predicted model, not a curated record. Gene Ontology annotation, cellular component: mitochondrion. NCBI's taxonomy places the organism in Eukaryota, Fungi, Ascomycota, Sordariomycetes, Hypocreales, Bionectriaceae. The transcript is spliced from 3 exons. The coding region runs from base 1 to 2376 and encodes 791 amino acids.